Molecule: messenger RNA, 3996 nt
Organism: Emys orbicularis (European pond turtle)
Lineage: Eukaryota; Metazoa; Chordata; Testudines; Emydidae
Gene: USP31
Product: ubiquitin specific peptidase 31
Exons: 16
Coding region: 1-3996 (1331 amino acids)
Biological process (GO): protein deubiquitination
Molecular function (GO): cysteine-type deubiquitinase activity
Source: RefSeq, a predicted model, not a curated record
AUGUCCAGGGUGAGCGGCCCCGGGCCGGCCGGCGGCCCCAAGGAGAAGCGCUCCUUCAGCAAGCGGCUGUUCCGGGGCCGGGCCGGCGCGGGCUCGGGCUCGGCCCGCUCGCUCAGCAGCUUCAUGAGCCGGGUGCUCAAGACCCUCUCCACCCUGUCGCACUACAGCUCCGAGCCCGAGGCGGGCCGGGGCCCGCCGCCCCCGCGCCUGCCCCCGCCGCCCAGAGGCCUGGCCAGCUGCUUCCACCCGGCCCGCCCGCCGCAGAGCCCCGAGCCCGAGCCGCCGCCCGAGGCGCCGGAGCCGGGCCCGGAGCCGGUCCCCGGGGUGGCCGGGCUGAAGAACCACGGGAACACGUGCUUCAUGAACGCCGUGCUGCAGUGCCUCAGCAACACCGAGCUCUUCGCCGAGUACCUGGCGCUGGAGCAGUACCGCGGCGGGGGCGGGGGCGAGGCGGGCGGCGAGCCGCCCCGCGCCGGGGACGGGACCCCCCCGGACAACGGCGCCCCGCCGCCGCCCAAGGGCGAGGUCACCGAGCAGCUGGCGCACCUGGUGCGGGCGCUCUGGACGCUGGAGUACACCCCGCAGCACAGCCGCGAGUUCAAGAGCAUUGUCUCGAAGAACUCCAUGCAGUACCGAGGGAACUCGCAGCACGAUGCCCAGGAAUUUCUGCUCUGGCUGUUAGACAGAGUUCAUGAAGACCUGAACAAUUUAGUGAAAUACAAUGGCAGACCUCCAUUGAAGCCACCGUUGGAAGAUGCUGCGCUGCUCGAGGCACCAGGCUUUCCAAUCAGUAGCACUUUCGUACAGGAACUCUUUCAAGCCCAGUACAGGUCCUCUCUGACGUGCCCUCAUUGUCAGAAGCAGAGUAACACCUUUGACCCUUUCCUCUGCAUCUCUCUGCCAAUUCCUCUGCCUCAUACACGACCUCUGUAUAUCACUGUGGUGUAUCAAGGGAAGUGUUCGCAUUGCAUGCGCAUCGGUGUGGCAGUGCCUCUGUCUGGAACAGUGGCGAAAUUGCGCGAAGCAGUAUCCAUGGAAACCAAGAUACCCACUGAGCAGAUUGUGCUGACGGAGAUGUACUACGAUGGGUUCCAUCGCUCCUUCUGUGACACUGAUGACCUGGACACGGUUCAGGACAGUGACUGCAUUUUUGCCUUUGAGACCCCUGAGAUAUUUAGGCCUGAGGGGAUCCUUAGUCAGAGAGGAAUUCAUGUGAACAAUAACCUGAAUAACUUGAAAUAUGGCACUGACCACCACAGAACAUCAUCUUGUACACAAGGGGCGGUGAAGUCUGGGAAACAGGAAACCUCUACUCGCUCAGCGGCCAGUGACAAGCUUGUAUUGCUGGUCUGCAACAGAGCAUCUACCGGACAGCAGGGGAAAAGGUUUGGCCAGCCCUUUGUGUUGCACCUGGAGAAAACAAUUGUGUGGGAUCUCCUCCAGAAGGAAAUCCUGGAGAAGAUGCAAAAUAUUCUGCGGCCCUCAGCCUGCAUUCAGGUGUGUCCAUUCAGCUUGCGGGUGGUUAGUGUUGUGGGCAUAACAUACCUAUUACCUCAGGAGGAGCGGCCCCUCUGCCACCCCACUGUGGAACGGGCACUGAAAUCAUGUGGACAGGGUGGAACUGCUCAUGUGAAGUUGGUAGUAGAAUGGGACAAAGAGACUAAAGAUUAUUUGUUUGUGAACAUGGAGGAUGAGUACGUCCCAGACUCCGAAAGUGUCCGCCAGCAGAGGGAACUUCAUCACCAGCCUCAGUCCUGCACUUUAUCUCAGUGUUUCCAACUUUACACCAAAGAGGAACAGCUUGCUCCAGAUGAUGCAUGGCGCUGCCCCCAUUGCAAGCAGCUGCAGCAGGGGAGUAUUACAUUGAGCCUAUGGACUUUACCCGAUGUUCUCAUCAUACAUCUAAAGAGGUUUAGACAGGAAGGAGACCGAAGAAUGAAACUGCAAAACAUGGUCAAGUUCCCUCUGACCGGCUUGGAUAUGACCCCUCACGUCGUCAAACGCAGUCAGAGUAGCUGGAGUCUGCCAUCUCACUGGUCCCCCUGGAGACGACCCUACGGUCUUGGAAGGGAUCCCGAGGAUUAUGUCUACGACCUGUAUGCGGUGUGCAAUCACCAUGGCACUAUGCAAGGAGGGCACUAUACAGCAUAUUGUAAGAACUCUGUAGAUGGCUUGUGGUACUGCUUCGAUGAUACUGACGUGCAGCAGUUGGCAGAAAAUGAAGUCUGCAAGCAGACAGCUUAUAUCCUCUUCUACCAGAGGCGCACGACGAUCCCAUCCUGGUCGGCUAACAGCUCUGUGGCAGGCUCUACAAGCUCUUCUCUGUGUGAACACUGGGUGAGCCGGCUUCCUGGCAGCAAACAGCCCAGCAUCGCCUCAGCAGCUUCCUCCCGACGCACGUCUCUGGCCUCGCUUUCCGAAUCGGUUGAGCUGACUGGGGAAAGGAGUGAAGAUGAUGGGGGGUUCUCGACUCGACCCUUUGUAAGAAGCGUCCAGCGUCAGAGUUUGUCUUCUAGAUCCUCUGUCACCAGCCCUCUGGCAGUAAAUGAAAAUGGUGUUCGGCCAUCCUGGUCGCUGUCUGCGAAGCUGCAGAUGCGCUCCAACUCUCCUUCACGCUUCUCUGGAGACUCCCCUGUGCGCACUUCUGCCUCGACACUGGAGAAGAUCGGGGAGGCUGCUGAUGAUAAAGUGUCCACCUCCUGCUUUGGCAGCUUAAGGAAUCUCUCCAGUAGUUACCCGGAACCAAGUGACAGCAGCAGCAGGCGAGAACAUAGGACGGUGGGCAGAGCCCCUCUGGCUGUCAUGGAAGGGGUGUUCAGAGAGGAAUCUGCUGCAAGGAAAUCAAAUUCUGCUUUCAUGGACCCAUAUGGGAAAAGCUCGGUGCAAGCAGACAGGAGCCAGCUGGCUCUGGACCCUUUUGAUAACAACAAUCAAAUUGCUUUUGUGGAUCAGAGUGACUCUGUAGAGAGCUCUCCAGUCAAAGAGGUGAAAGCCCCCAGUGGGACAGGGCUGCUCUCCGAGAAGGCAGAUGGCACCCCCAAGAAGGCUCCCAGCUCCAAAGGCAUUUCUGAGCCAGAUAAAAAUUUGAGGAAAGGAAGGACAGUCUUGUCUAGCCAAGAAUCCCCAAUUUCUCACCCCUCUCCUGCCUCUGCUCCUCCUUUAAAGACCUCUCAGAAGGUUUCCCGUUCCAGAAGCAAAACAGAUUCUUCCAGGGCCAGUGGGCGACAUGCAUCUCCUGCUUCUGGCCAGGCUAGAAAGGAAUCUGGCGCCAAACUCCAGGAAAGCCAGGCUUUGUCAUCGACUCAACAGAAACACAAGUCAGUUUCUUCCCCAUCCUCCACAGCUGCCAAGAAAACCACUUCGGGGUCAGUGACACGGGGGCCGUCUGCUGGGAAGAGCCUCAGCAGGGAGGGCUCCAAGGUAAGCCUUGGCUCGGAUAAGACCAGUGUCACUUCCAGCUCAAGAACCAGCUCUCCUCGGAUAAGCCAGCCUAGAAGCGAGAGCAGAGCAAUGGACAGCAGGCAUGUCCGGAGCAACUCCAUGGCCAGCCUGAGGUCCCCAAGCAUCAGCAUGCGUUCCGCUUUAAAGAGGGACAGCAAGUCGGAAGAUAAAGGGCUGUCUUUCUUCAAAUCAGCCCUGAGGCAGAAGGAGACCCGACGGUCGGCUGAUCUGGGAAAGACGACAAUGCUUUCAAAAAAGACUGCAGGUGGCUCCUCCAAGCCAGGCAGUAAAAAUGUGGCAGAAGACAAGUCCGAGAAGAGCAGCCUCCCACCAUCCUCUCACGCAAACCCCAACAUUGCUGCGAAAGAGAAGCUUGCCCUGAAAGAUGCCAUGCCCAGCAAACAUUCUCUGCUGUCCAGCCGCAAAUCCAAGUCUUCCCAGCUAGACCCCGGAGCGCAGUCUCCUUCCAGUGACAAACAGUCUGCUGACAAGUCAUUGAAAAAGUUACCUUCCAGCAUGCACAUGUCUGCACGGCCUUCUCCGAAACCUCAGUGA